This is a messenger RNA of Thrips palmi, 2270 nucleotides long. Its product is annotated as heat shock cognate 71 kDa protein-like. NCBI's taxonomy places the organism in Eukaryota, Metazoa, Arthropoda, Insecta, Thysanoptera, Thripidae. The transcript is spliced from 9 exons. Gene Ontology annotation, cellular component: cytoplasm. The record is from RefSeq and is a predicted model, not a curated record. Bases 145 to 1764 code for a protein of 539 amino acids. Gene Ontology annotation, biological process: protein refolding; cellular response to unfolded protein. Gene Ontology annotation, molecular function: ATP-dependent protein folding chaperone; heat shock protein binding; ATP binding.
GUCAACGACUACGCUGGGAGCGUGGAGCAGUCGAAGCCGCCAAGGAGCAGCCAGGCCGUCCAGCUGCGUUCUCGUUCCGUUUGCCGGCCUGACGGAGAAGGAGAGUGCCUGCGAAUUUCCUGCCAGUCGAUUCGGUAGUUGGUGAUGGCGACCGCCGACCCCGCCCCCGCUGUGGGCAUCGACCUGGGCACCACGUACAGUGUGGUGGGCGUGUACCGCAAGCGCAAGGUGGAGAUCAUCCAGAACGACGCCGGCAAGAGGACCACCCCCAGCUACGUGGCCUUCACCGACACCGAGGAGUACGUCGGCGAGGCGGCCAAGGAGCUGGCCAACAAGAACACCCUGUUCGAUUCGAAGCGCCUGCUCGGCCGGCGGUUCGAUGACCCCGAGGUCCAGAAGGACUUGGAAGGCUGGCCGUUCACGGUGGUCAACGACGGCGGCACUCCCAAGUACGAGAUUGUGAAGGACGGCCUGCCGCAGAUGGUGACGGCCGAAGAGGUGUCGGCCAAAGUUUUGGAGGGCAUGAAAGUGACGGCGGAAGACAGCCUGGAAACCACCAUCACGAAAGCGGUUGUCACAGUUCCGGCCUACUUCAACGACUCGCAGAAACAAGCCACCAUUGCUGCAGGCCAGCUGGCUGGGCUAGAUGUGAUAGCCAUCUUGCCUGAGCCUACAGCAGCUGCCAUGGCUUUCGGAUUUGGCAAAGGAAAGAACUCAACAGUAUUGAUAUUUGACCUUGGUGGCGGAACUUUUGAUGUUAGUGUUCUCAUUAUACGGGGUGAUAAUUUCCAAAUCUUGGCUCACGGAGGAGAUACCCACUUAGGAGGGCAAGAUUUUGACUCCAUCCUGCUGGACUUCGUCAUUGAAGACAUUAAGCAGUCACUUGGGGUCACCAUUAGAUCAGAGGAGGAGCCAGAGACACUGCACGAGCUUCGUGGAGCCUGUGAAUUGGUGAAGCGCAAGCUGUCCACCAUCCCCCAAGCCUCCAUCAACGUGUUCCUGAACCGCCACGGCAAGGGCUACAAGAAGGACAUCACUCGCGCUCUCUUCGAGGACCUGUGCACGCCGUACUUCAAGAGGGCUGUGGACAUCUUGCCCACCGUGCUGACAGAAGCCAAGGUCAGCAAGGAGGAUAUUGAUGAUGUUGUGUUGGUUGGAGGUUCCACUCGAAUCCCCAAGGUGCGCAAUAUGGUACAGGAGUUCUUCAACGGCAAAGAGUUGAACAAAUCUGUGAAUCCGGAUGAGGCAGUCGCUCAAGGUGCAGCCAUCCAUGCAGCAGCUCUCACAGGCCAGAGUGGAGCGAAGCAGGUCGUGAUGCAAGAUGUGACCUCCCUGUCUCUGGGCAUAGCAUUGGCAGACGGGCUGGUGGCUGUUCUUAUUCCACGGAACACGCCACUGCCUUUCCAGAUCACAAAGGGUUUCACCUCAGCCAGUGACAACCAGGAGGAGGCUGAAUUCAAAGUGUGCCAAGGGGAGCGAGCCAGGUGGGAGGACAACCACGUGCUGGGCGACUUCACGCUGAGCAUCCCUUCGCUGCCCCAGGGCGACGUGGACAUCGCCACCACCUUCUCGCUGGACGCUGGCGGCGUGCUCACCGUGACGGCGCGGGAGAGGUCCACCAACGAGGAGGCCAGCGUGACGCUGCACAGCGAGGCGCGGCUCAGCGACCGCGAGCUGCAGGAGAUGCUGCGGAAGGCCCAGCAGCACCGCGCCCAGGACGAGGAGCUGCGCGACAGGGCGAGGCGCGAACGCUACCGAGUGUAGGCUGUGGCCUUGGAGACGCCUAGGCACCUUGAUUCCGAGCAAGACACUCGUUGCUCUCUCCCUCCGUGCCCUCUAUGCCUCUCUCUAUUUCCCUCUCCCCCUCUCCUCCACCCCCUGUCCCUCCCUUUCUCACCUUCCCCUACCCCCGGUCCGUCUCGUCUAAGGGAGGCCACCCAAUAAGUGUGAGGGAACAGAGGGGCCCACCCUGUUUGGAAUCAAACUUCCAGUGGGUGUGCAUUGUGCAAAGUGAAUACUGGUCCAUCAAAGUCUUUCCAAUGAGUAUGCUGUUGAAUUUUGCUCAUUAUGAUCCUCAUCUUUUGGACUGUAUUGUUCUCAUUCAAAUCGUUACCAAGUGGACUGCUAGAGGUGUCCCUCUUUUUUCAAUACUUUUCCUCUGUGGGUAAAAGCGUUUUUGUACCUUUCUUUUUAACUGCAUAUCAUAGUUUUCUUUGUAAUCAGAGAGAAAUUAAAAUAAAUCACCCUGUUAUUUGGUUGUUGUAAUGUGA